AAAUUUUGUGGUGGAAAUGCAAUAGAGAUCGUUUACAUCGAAACAUCCGACCGUCGACUAGUGCUUUGGAACCAUGUUGUUAUUUAUUUGCUAGAUAUAAAUAUUAAGAUUUGAGCUUAGGGGGGUGCUAUUAACAUUUUCACAUUUAUAAACUGUGCUAUGAGAAUUAGGUACGUUAUCGACGGACGCAAGUUAGAAAAAACUCUUUCAUGGAACGCGAAGUUUCUAUAAACUUUUUAAACUCAUUGACAGUUAUUUGUGUUUAAAAAAUACUUUGUAUUUGUUUUUGUGUGUAGUUUGAAAUUUGAUAGUGACUAAUUAAAAAUGGUCGUAUUAAACGGUUUAUUUGUAACUUGGACAAUGGAAUCUAUGUUAGAAUUUACGAUUUUUAUGGGGUUCCUAUAUUGGGUAUUUCCUGGUUUAUUUUCGGAAGGUUUCAAAAGAGUAAACAAAAUGGUAGAUGUAGUAACGAAUCGUGUUUUCGAUACGUACAAUAGAUUCUCACCUUCUAAUACGCACAAUGAAACAUUUGCAACUUUAUCAACGCUGAAUAGAUUUUCCAGAAAUCGGAACUAUAAUAAAAUUAUGACGCGAGAAGCUGAUGCAAAGGCUAGAGAAGAUCAGUUAUUGAAUAUUAAAAACAAUGUUCCAGAAGUUCAGCUUUCGAAAAAACGACCAUUUAUGGGUUUGUGUUGUCAAAAUUGUACACUAACUAGUAGGGAAUCUCUUGUGAGUAAAACCACGGAAUCACUGGUACUAAGGAAUAUUCUGAAUUAUCAACUUCCAACGAAUAGUGGUUUUCUAAAGCACACUUUCUCGCAUUUAUAUCAAAUAUGCCAAAUCAAGACAUAUCAGUAUCCUCAAGUAGCCGACCUCGUACUAAGAAACAAUCGUUUGAAACAAGCUAUCGAAAAAGCAACAGCUGAACAAGUCCAGGAUGCUAAUAAUUCCGACGAAGAAUUUUACCAGAUGUUAUUGAAACGUAACCAAAAACGAGCGAGAAAAUUAUUGUUUGAUAUGAGGUCCACGUUAUCGGAUUUUUUAUUGAAGUUCACAUCUUGGGUUCUAUAUAAACUACUACCUUGUUUCUUAACUUCUGUCGCAGUACAUCCUGGACAAGUGGAAAUGCUGAAAAAAGCUGGAAAAUCGAGUCUUCCUUUGAUUUUCUUACCAUUGCAUAGAUCACAUCUUGAUUAUAUAUUGAUAUCGUUCAUUUUAUUGAACAAUAAUAUAAGAUCGCCCCUUGUGGCAGCUGGUGACAACUUAAGGAUACCAUUUUUUGGGUCUCUACUUCGUGGUCUCGGUGCGUUUUUCAUUAAACGUCGCGUAGAUCCAGUUAUGGGACGAAAAGACCACAUAUACAAAGCUGUUUUACAUUCAUACAUGAAUACAUGCUUAAGAGCCGGACACAAUAUUGAAUUUUUCUUGGAAGGUGGUCGUACAAGAACGGGUAAACCGUGUAUGCCAAAAUAUGGUAUUCUCAGUGUUAUUGUAGAAACAUUUAUGGAUGGUACUAUAGAAGAUGCCCUUUUGGUACCAGUAAGUGUAAAUUAUGAAAAACUCGUCGAUGGCAAUUUUAUUCGGGAGCAAUUGGGACAACCUAAGGAAAUGGAAACUUUCGGAAAUGCAGUCAAGGCCAUAUGGAAUGUUCUAAAUAGUAAUUACGGUAUGAUGAGGAUAGAUUUCAACCAACCUUUUUCAUUGCGGGAACUUGUUAAAACAUUCAACGUUAAUCAAAAAAUGGUACCUUCUGGACACAAAUCUUUACAAACCCAUCCAACUAGAGGGAGUUUAUAUGGCACAGACGUAGUAUCUGAAGAACACAAAUUCAUUGUAGAAAGCAUGUCCAAACAUAUAAUUUAUGAUUGUGCAAAAUCAACUUCAGUAAUGUCUACAAAUGCUGUAGCAUUUUUACUACUUACUAAAUACAGGGAAGGUGUCAGUAUUGAAAGGUUAGUUAUAGCAUUAGAUGAUUUGAAAAAAGAUCUGCAAUAUGCUAGGAGAGAUAUUGGCUUCAGUGGUGAUUCAAUAGAUGUUAUAAAUUAUGCUGUAGAUAUGUUAGGUCCAGGAUUAGUUAGAAAAGAAAAAGUAAAUAAUGAGGAUAUAAUCAAACCUAUAGCGAUAUUACCCAACGUCAUAGAACUAGCAUAUUAUAGUAAUACUUUAGUUACACAUUUUGCUCUUGAAUCGGCAAUUGCGAUAGCGAUAGAGGCUUUAGACACCACAUCUGGUAGUGUGGUUUAUCAAGAUUUAAUGGAAAACGUGCUAGAGAUCUGUGAUAUUUUACAGUUUGAAUUUUUAUUUUGCAAACCAUGCCAAAAUAUUGAAGAAGUCGUUGCCAGCUGCUUAGACGAUUUGUUAUAUAGAAAACAAAUAUUUUUGGUGGAUGAAGAUGAAGAGACAGAUUUAAUUAAAAGAAGCAGACGAUUAGCAAAACAAUUUGAUGAAGACAAUGAAGAAGAAAAAUUUCCACAGAAAAUAUAUAAAAUGAAUCCCAAUAAAGAAGCAGUAGACAUUUUAAAAUAUUUGAGAGUACCUAUUAUACCUCUAUUGGAAACUUAUGCUAUCACUGCUUUUACAUUGGAGAAAUUAGUUGGUCGACAGCUGUUUGAAAAUGAAUUGAUACAUGAAGUAUUAGAAGAAAUGAAGGCAGAGUUAUCUUGUGGUGGUAUAAAAUAUGCUGAAAGUAUAUCUGUUGAUACAAUAAAAAAUGCCCUAAAACUUUUCCAAGAUUGGCAUAUACUAGAGUGCCAUUCAGAGAAGAAAUUGAGGCUAUACUAUCUUGUAGAAGAACGAGAUGAUUCUGAUUCCGUUUUAGCUCUAUACCAGCGAAUAGAAAGAUUCUUAUAAAAUAAAUGAAUUCUUGUAUAUAUGGAUGAAGAAAACCAACGGUAUUAUUUCACUUGAUGUUUAUUAUUACUUACAAAAUAGUAAUCUGGAUCAUUCAACAACACAACUAGUAGUUUGUAACUUGGGCAAAGGUAAAAAAGAUUUAGAGUCUGUAUAAAUUCAAAAAGAGGGAGAUAGAUGGUAAAAUAAUUCUUGAAUCGGUUGCUGUAUUCGUUAAUACGCUCAUUUUGUGACAAGUUGUAAUCUAUCAAAAUUAUUGUAACAAUAAAUUGCUGCAUUUGCAACAUCAGUAAUUUUAGAUAUAUCAUUUAAUAACACGUGUCAACACAAAAUUUGACUUUGACUCCAAUGUGUAAAAUUUCCAUUGUUUAGGUCGUAAUUACACGAAAAAAAAUACAUAUAACAUAAAAUAGUUUGCUCUUGUGUUUAGAAGAUCGACUAAACGAUAUUUUUUAAAAUUUGUGGUUUUAAUGUUUAAUUGAGGAGAGUACAAUAAAUGUGUUUCUAAUUUUCAUCAAGCUUUACUAUCAAAAUAGCUCACAAAAAAGUGAAAAAUACUUAGCUUACACUUUUACUUUUUCUUAUAUGUUCAUAAGUACUUUCUCUAUAAUCCCCAAAUAGACCAGUGGAGGUUUGAAUAUAUACUAUACAAUUAGAAAACAAUAGUUUUUUUUCUUUGAAUAGAAAUUUUUUCUUAUUUCAAUAUGUUUUCAAAAAAUGUAUAUAUUUAUAGCCUUUGAUCACUGCAUGUAAUAACGUACAAACGUACCAAACAUUAUGUUCCAAAUUCAAUUUUUAUUUAUUCCAUAAUCGUAAGUUGUUAUUGUUUUUAAAUAUAUUUUUAUCUAUGAUUCACUGAAAAAUGGACGGAAUAAUUUUUCUGUAAAUAAGGUUUGUUAUUUAGUUUACAUAUUAUUUUAAAUAAUUUAUUAGAAUGAAAUUGUUCACAAUAAUUAGCAUAGAGCUAGAAAUUUUCACAAUUAUCUCCCAUCAUGUUUUCAUUGUAUUGGCCUUGAUAACGCUUAUAAUGUCCUGAUGAAAACGUUCUCCUUGCUCUUCUGAAUACGCUCUCUUAUUGUUUUUAAAUUUAUCUAAAUGGGUGUGGAGCAUAUGAACUUUCAAUGACAUCCUGCAGCCUCAUGGCAGUAAACUUUUUUAGCAUAUCUUCAACUAACUUUUCGUAGUUUUCAACUUCGUUUUUCCUAAAAAUCCAGAAACUACUGUUUAAAAACUGUUCUAGCUUUAAGUACGAUUCAGUAACUUCUGAAAUUGUUUAUCAGCGAAAAUUUGCCUAAUUUGCGAACCAACAAAACCACUGCUUUAACCUUUGCUUCUGAUAACUUAGGAAAAAACUUUUUCAACUAUCCAAAAGCUUCUGAGGUUUGAUCGAACUUUUUAACAAAUUGUUUCAUCAACCCUAGCUUAAUGUGUAGAGGCGGCAUUAACACUUUUUCCAAUUCAACAAUUGAAUCAUAUUUUAGGUUUUAUUUUCCGACACAAAAUUCUGUUCUUACAGGCCAUGACUGUUGAAUCUAAUGCUUAGCAUCCGCUCUGUAGUCCCAUAAAAAAUCCGACCAAUUUGAAAUCUCCAAUCGGCUGCCAAUUAUACUUGUCAUAAUUUACUAAUUUAAGCAAAAUUUUAACACUUUGAUAAUUAUCUUUUAAAUGUACGAAAUGGAAGAGAUGGAAAUUAAUUUUCGUUGUGUAAUGAAACAGCUUUUAAGCUUUUUAUAAAGUUGCCAAUGAAUAAACGCCAUUCGCUAGGAAUGCCAAUUUCUUCGAACAUACCUUUUAUUUUGUUACAAAAACAAAGUCAAUUUUCUUAAAAAAUGUUUCAUGCUAAGUUCGCUGAUCAUUGUGAUAUUAACAUCAGCAUGUAAGUUCCACUGUUUUAAACGAGAGCCUAAAAGCUCUGCUUUAUUUUUUGGUAAUUUCAUAUCUCUUAUUAAGUCGUUAAAAUUUUCUGUAGUUAUAAGAUGGUGUUUUAGUGGUUUUGGUACAGGUAAAAAUGCCUUAUCAGAAUUACUUCUAUUAAAAUUAAGCGAUGAGCUACUUUGUUUAAGAUAAGUUUUUUUUCGAUGGAUCAAGUACUGGUCAUCUUAGGUCAUGUACACUUGGAGCAGUAGAAGAUUCAAGGUCGGGAUAUUCAAUAGGUUUUGUAUUUUUUCCUCUACGUCUUUGACUUGGAUUUACAAUGCAAAAGUAGCAGUCAUGGAUGUGGUCUUACGGUUCUCGCCAUAUUCUUGGUAUUCCAAAUUUCAUAGACCUUUUCUCACUUCAAUACUAACCUGAAAUAAAGUUAUAAAAAUUAAUAUAUCUAUAAGAUUUGAUUUAAAGAUAAAUUAAAUAUAGCCCACCUUCCAAACAUCUUUUACUAUAACUACAAGCAACAUGUGGAGCCCAUGUGAAUGUAAAAACCCUACUCUGAUCACGCAGUAUUUUCAAAUAUGUUACAACUAAUUGAAAUUAAUAAAAAAUUAAAAUGAGUAUUAUUUCUAUAAGGAUCACAAAAGCAAACUUUAUAUUUAAAAAAGGUAUUUUCUUUUCGUUUUUGUGUAUACUUGACCGAAAAAUCAUAAUAUAAACUUUAGAACCAGGAACGAAAAUUUUUUUGUUGAAUCGUGUAAUUAAUCUUUGCUUUAUUGGUGCAUUUGUACUUCAUGAGCUUAAUAUUAUAUAAACGAAUAAGUGUUAAUCUACCUAUAUGACACAUUUUGUGUUUUGUUGUAGAGACAUUGAUAAAUAAAAUUAUUCUAUUGACUCAAAUAUAUUCUUCAAUAGUAUCUGUGAGUUAGUGACAAUACUGUUAAGUACCCAUACCAUAUAUUAGUUUAGUAAUAGGUUUGAAGUUCUGUAUAAUUUUGUACAUUAAGAGUUAUGUGGUUGCGUUUUUUUUUAUACAAAUUGCUAAAAGAAUACUGCAUUUUAUUAAUGUGGAAUACUGUGAUACAUGAUUUGAUAUGUUGUCGAAUUGGUAUUUUCUUAUACAUAAAAGUUAUUGAAUAAUAAAUACUUUGAUAACAAUAA
This is a messenger RNA of Diorhabda carinulata, 5877 nucleotides long. It is a transcript of the gene mino, whose product is annotated as glycerol-3-phosphate acyltransferase 1, mitochondrial. The transcript is spliced from 12 exons. NCBI's taxonomy places the organism in Eukaryota, Metazoa, Arthropoda, Insecta, Coleoptera, Chrysomelidae. The record is from RefSeq and is a predicted model, not a curated record. Gene Ontology annotation, cellular component: mitochondrial membrane. The coding region runs from base 325 to 2850 and encodes 841 amino acids.